This is a messenger RNA of Tuber aestivum (summer truffle), 425 nucleotides long. Lineage: Eukaryota; Fungi; Ascomycota; Pezizomycetes; Pezizales; Tuberaceae. The record is from the annotation of a GenBank genome assembly.
AUGCUAUUGGCCAUCUGCUGUGCUGCGCUGGAUUCCGGAACUGGUCCGGCCCCUCCGACCCUCGUCUUAGUACGAUAUCACAAUUUUUGAAUUAUGCAACUGGACCAAAAGCGAAUCUCUGCGAGGAGAAUCUCGAGUUCGACCCUUACACCAAGCCCAUCUAACCCCCGUAAUGGAGACCAAGACCGUCGAGGACUGCCGCCAUGUUGCUUUACCUGUUUUGCCACUUCCCUUUUCCGGAACCUCUGUUCUUGGCCUGAGCUGGACUGGCCGUAUUUUUGCUCCCCUACUGUGCCUUUACUUCCCCCCCCCUGCGGACCCGGAUUGGAUAUAUGAGAGUUUUGGUUUGGGAGUGCGGGCAAGCGGAUUGUAACACAGUCGCGCAUCGAACUCGACCUAGCAUUCCCGUACCUUUGGAACUUGCC